Messenger RNA from Pteronotus mesoamericanus, 1455 nucleotides. RefSeq names its product Sp9 transcription factor (gene SP9). Bases 1 to 1455 code for a protein of 484 amino acids. Lineage: Eukaryota; Metazoa; Chordata; Mammalia; Chiroptera; Mormoopidae. The transcript has 2 exons. Gene Ontology annotation, molecular function: RNA polymerase II cis-regulatory region sequence-specific DNA binding; DNA-binding transcription factor activity, RNA polymerase II-specific. The record is from RefSeq and is a predicted model, not a curated record. Gene Ontology annotation, biological process: regulation of transcription by RNA polymerase II.
AUGGCCACGUCUAUACUCGGGGAAGAGCCGCGCUUCGGAACGACCCCGUUGGCCAUGCUGGCGGCGACCUGCAACAAGAUCGGCAAUACGAGUCCUCUGACUACGCUGCCGGAGUCGAGCGCCUUCGCCAAGGGCGGCUUCCACCCCUGGAAGCGCUCCUCGUCCAGCUGCAACCUCGGCUCUAGCCUCUCGGGCUUCGCGGUGGCCACUGGUGGCCGCGGCUCAGGCGGCCUGGCGGGCGGUUCAGGCGCAGCCAACAGCGCCUUCUGCCUGGCCUCUACGUCCCCCACAUCGUCCGCGUUCAGCAGCGACUACGGCGGCCUCUUCUCUAACUCGGCGGCGGCCGCGGCGGCGGCAGCCGGGGUGUCCCCGCAGGAGGCAGGUGGCCAAUCGGCCUUCAUCUCCAAGGUGCACACCACGGCGACCGACGGCCUGUACCCGCGUGUGGGCAUGGCGCACCCGUACGAGUCGUGGUACAAGUCAGGCUUUCACUCUACACUGGCAGCAGGCGAGGUGACCAACGGCGCGGCGUCGUCGUGGUGGGACGUGCACAGCAGCCCGGGCUCGUGGCUGGAGGUGCAGAACCCCGCUGGGGGGCUCCAGAGUUCGCUGCACUCGGGCGCCCCCCAGGCCUCGCUGCACUCGCAGCUCGGCACCUACAACCCCGACUUCAGCUCGCUCACGCACUCGGCCUUCAGCUCCACUGGCCUCGGCUCCUCGGCCGCCGCCGCCUCGCACUUGCUCUCCACCAGCCAGCACCUGCUGGCCCAGGACGGCUUCAAGCCGGUGCUUCCCUCCUACUCGGACUCCAGUGCAGCUGUGGCGGCCGCCGCCGCUAGCGCCAUGAUCUCGGGCGCCGCGGCCGCCGCCGCCGGGGGGAGCUCGGCGCGCUCCGCCCGCCGCUACUCCGGCCGCGCCACCUGCGACUGCCCCAACUGUCAGGAGGCAGAGCGGCUGGGCCCGGCCGGGGCGAGCCUGCGGCGCAAGGGCCUACACAGCUGCCACAUCCCGGGCUGCGGCAAGGUGUACGGCAAGACGUCACACCUGAAGGCGCACCUGCGCUGGCACACGGGCGAGCGGCCCUUCGUGUGCAACUGGCUCUUCUGCGGCAAGCGCUUCACGCGCUCGGACGAGCUGCAGCGGCACCUGCGGACUCACACGGGGGAGAAGCGCUUCGCCUGUCCAGUGUGCAACAAGCGCUUCAUGCGCAGCGACCACCUGAGCAAACACAUUAAGACGCACAACGGGGGCGGCGGGGGCAAAAAGGGCAGCGACAGUGACACGGACGCCAGCAACCUGGAGACGCCCCGUUCCGAGUCCCCUGACCUCAUCCUGCACGACUCCGGCGUCAGUGCCGCCCGGGCAGCGGCUGCGGCGGCGGCGGCGGCGGCGGCAGCGGCGGCGGCGGCCUCGGCGGGAGGCAAGGAAGCAGCGUCUGGCCCCAACGACUCUUAG